AUGGUUAACAACCACAAACCUGGUAUAUGGGGAGCUGCUCUCGGCAAACUACGAAAGACCUCACAGUCUUCGCAGUCUUCGCAGUCUGCAACUCAAGCUACACGUGAGCAAGAGACUCCCCGUGCGCUUGCCCAGGACAAACAGCUUGUUUAUCCUCGUUUCCAGCGCCCUGUGUCGGACGAUGCCCCUGUUUAUUCUGAAUUCAUGUUCCCACCCACUCCUCUCCCAACUGUCCCCAUGGCGGACAAUGCCAAUCUUGAUCCUCUAGCAAUGGCUUCUACCAUUUCCAUGGCUCGCCUGAAUGCUCUGAAGUCAGGAAAGGACUUGGAUUUGUUUAUCCAACGGGGUAAGAACUGUAUUGAUGCGUAUGCCCAGGCCACCAAGGCCAUUAUGGAAGAGGCUUGUGCCCGCGUCAAAGAUGGAGAGGCCCCUCCACAUGAGGAGAUUGAACGGAUGAAGGAACGUUUCUACAAGUACUGCCAGUCAAUUGUGGAGGAAGCAUUGUCCAUAGUCUCAGACGGUACCGAUCACCCCCGGAAGGCCGAAGCUCCCAGCAGCUUGACCAUGCCUUCAAUGAUCUCCUCAACUUCAGCCACUAUAUCUGAGGGAAGAACACCCUUCGAAUUUGGCUCGCUUGUUGACAGAUCAGGAUUCUCUGAGACAUUGCUCGCAUCUAGCGGCCAGCGCCGCCUUCGCCUCUACACCGUCAGCAGUGACGAUUGGGUCAUGGUCCCAUCAGUGCCCUCGCCCACAACCCCAACCAAGCUCGUGGUCCCCGAAAACAUGGAUCCUGUUGAGGAAUCGAUUCAUCUCGGUGUCAUCGUGCGCAUUUUCGGCAAGUUGUAUACAAUGUCGAAGAUGAUGGAGAUUAUCCUCUUGUAUUACGGCGCCGAGCCGGACAACUACCAGACCGGUCUGCCAUACUGGAUCAGACGCAGCGAGCAAAACAUUCGCUCCCAGAAGAUUGCUGUGCUAGUUGACACUGUCGAAAACCUUUACUAUGCCCUAUAUGCGCGCAUAACAAUUGAGCUGGCCUGCAUUGAGCUCUGCGGUUCCUACCCAGUCGACACUAGUGCAUUGCGGGUUGAGAUGCCAUUCCUUAUGCCAGAGGCUGAUCAUCUCUACCGCAUCGUCCUAGCGUUCAAGGAAGUACUAGACUCUCCAGAGAUCUGCGCAAUCCUUCGGACAGACAUCAUCGCCUACUUCCAACAAGGAUACAUCAACCAGAUUAUGAAAAAGAAGAGCCAGAAUGAGGUCCCUUUCUUUGACCCCCUCGGAUACCGCCCAUUUGCAAUGAGGACUGUCUCCUACAGACAGGGAGCCUACUGUCAGAAAUGGAAAGGACUUAUCCCAUUCUUUGACCUUAUCCCAGCAGAGACCAUGGCAGUAAUGUCGGAGAAGUAUCUCACUAUGACUCCAGUGAGUAUUCCGCCUGACGACGUUCCAUUCGAGGAGCUGCCAUGGAUCCCCUUGGAGGAUGUGCCAACGACUGUCUGGGACACGGAUGUUGUGAAAGAUAACCGCUUGUCGGAUACUGCUAAAGGUCUGGGAACAACCAUCGGAGAAUUGCGCAGGACGGAGUCUAUCCCUAGACUUUACAACCUUGCCAGGCGACGAAAGUGCAUUUGCAACUCUAUCUGUGGAUGUUCCUGGGAGUGUACCGACAAGAAUCGCCGCGACUGUCCUUGUGCAGAACGACAUGUACGCAUCAUGGCGACCAAGCGUGGUCUUGCAUACAGACGGAAUCUACCAGCUCCUGCUUUCCCUGCUACUGCUUCUACCACUGCUCGCAUGUUCUUCGAAGGUUUGGCUGAGCUCAAACGUGAUGUCAAGGCUGCUGAUAUCGCCAAUGUAUUGAACCAUGCUUUUGAACUGUUUUCUCUGUUGAUUGCAAGGGAACGCGAGAUGACUUCCAGGGGAGGCUCCCAGGAAAGCUUCUAA
This is a messenger RNA of Penicillium roqueforti, 1941 nucleotides long. RefSeq lists its product as uncharacterized. The coding region runs from base 1 to 1941 and encodes 646 amino acids. The transcript is spliced from 3 exons. The record is from RefSeq and is a predicted model, not a curated record. NCBI's taxonomy places the organism in Eukaryota, Fungi, Ascomycota, Eurotiomycetes, Eurotiales, Aspergillaceae.